Messenger RNA from Paramecium tetraurelia, 1662 nucleotides. RefSeq lists its product as uncharacterized. The transcript has 6 exons. NCBI's taxonomy places the organism in Eukaryota, Ciliophora, Oligohymenophorea, Peniculida, Parameciidae. The record is from RefSeq and is a predicted model, not a curated record.
AUGAUUUAUUAUGUGAUAUUCUCUUUACUCCUCAAUCUGAGUCUGUAAUCAACAAGAAUCAGGACCAAAGAAUCAUACACAACAAAUUAUGAAAUAGAGCAAGACACUAUCAAGAUGGCUCAUAAAAAACAAAAAGUAUAUGUGUUAAAUUUGACAAAUGCGUAUGAUGUUGAUGUAUUUGGGGAUUCUGAAGAUCCAAUAUAAACUCCAUACCUUUCUUUGGACAAUGAAGAUGUUGAAAUGUUAGAAGUGAAAAAUUGUGUUCCCAAACAUCCUUAAUUAAAAGAGAUUUUGCAGUACAAAAUUAAAGAUGCCACUGAAGAUUCUUAUUACACAGAUAUGGUGACUCUAUCAGAGUAUUCGAAUUUAUUUUUAAUGACUCAAGAAUUACUUCUCAUAUAAGUAAAGCUACGUUGUAGUGAUUCAGGAUGGAUUGCUUAAGAGUCAUAGAGUGUCUUUGAUUUGAAAAAGUAACUUAAUUUGACAAACCCAACAAUCAAAACUAACGCUUAAUUUAGCUGUCCUAAAAAACAUCUAAAUUGCUUGAUCGUAACUCCAUUUGGAGGAUUUUGGGUUUCCAAAUUUUCAGAUUUUGAUUCAAAUGAUUUGCCAAUUGAGCCUUAGCCUGAAUAAAGGAUUUUAUAAAGAAAGAUAGUUCAUAAAGUUUCUACAUUUGGAGAGUAUUUAGCAGUAGCAGUAGGUGCUGAUGGAGUAGAUCUAUACACUUAUGAAUUGGAAAACAAGGACAUAUAUAAUCGAAGCAUUCUACACUUAUUAACAAUCUCAAAGUAAUAAUUCAAUGUUACGGUUAACAUUAUUGGGGUGAAGGUGUAAAAUGACAAACUAUUUUGUCUAGAUGACACUUAAGGAUUAUUUGUUUUCAAUACUUCAAAUAUAAGAAAGCCAGUUCUAAUAAUGGAUAUACCCAUACCCAGAACUGUAGCAUUUGAAGUAUAUGAGAAUACUGUUCUAGUUGUCGCUUAAACUCCAAGCAAUAUUGAAUACAUAAUGGAAAUAUUCAUCGAACUUAAGAGAUCACUCUUAUUUUUUGAUGAUUUUACAUAUAGGGAUUUGUAGAUCAAUCCAAAUUAUGCAUUUUUGAUAGGAGAAGAAGCUCAUUUGAUAAUUAAGCAUUCAAUUUUCAAUGGAUUUGUAAAAUACAAUAAGGAAUUGGUGAAGACUUUCUUUGAAAAUUAAUUAGUGCGCUUUGAAUUAUACAGUAAAUCAAGUGAACCUGCAGAGUAAAGAUUCAAGGAAACUUUCUAUUAUGUAGGAUUAUCUCGUUAAGCCAUCCAUGUGUGGAAAUUCAUGGAUUACCAUGCCUUUUUGCUUUGUAGUUUCGAUGAGAGAUCAGAACAUGAAAUAGUUGUUAAAUUAAAUUCUACGUCUUGUGAUGAAAAUAUAAAAAGGGAGAGUCUAUAUCAAUAAUGUUAAGCAGAAUAAAAAAUUAAUGUUUUGGUUUCAGGACCACUUUUCUAUUCGGAUACCUUCACAAUUUUGGUCUUUAUUCUCAUUUUUUUGGGCAUUGUACUUUGCAUAAUUUGUAUAUGUGUCUGUGUUCGAUGGAAAAGAUUGCUGAGGGAAUUGGAGGAGAACAGAUACUAAAUAAAAGAAAUGAAGAAGUAUGGUCAUUUGCCAGAAUAGGAAUAAUAUUCAAUAUGA